Eucalyptus grandis is the source of this 1651-nucleotide messenger RNA. RefSeq lists its product as uncharacterized. The transcript is spliced from 4 exons. Lineage: Eukaryota; Viridiplantae; Streptophyta; Magnoliopsida; Myrtales; Myrtaceae. The coding region runs from base 203 to 1651 and encodes 482 amino acids. Gene Ontology annotation, molecular function: phosphatidic acid binding. The record is from RefSeq and is a predicted model, not a curated record.
CCAUUUGCCGACACUCGCUCGAUCCGCCAGGAAAUCUCGCGCGUCCCCUCGAAUCGACAGCGUCGGCCCCACCACUAAAUACCCCCUUCGAAACGCCUUCUCGAUCCCUCACGCAUUUUCACAAACACCUUCUCUCCCCCCCAGUCUCUCUCAAUCUGCAGGAAGAAAGAAGAAGAAGAAGAAGAAACCGAGAGAACCGAUCAUGCCGUACUACCACCGCAGCGAGGAGGACGACAUCGAGUUCGACGAGUACGACCCCACCCCAUUCGGCGGCGGCUACGACAUCUCCGUCACCUACGGCCGCCCCCUCGAGCCCUCCGAGGAGAUCUGCUACCCCUCCACCUCCUCCUCCACCGGCGGCCUCGAGGACGACUACGACUGCCCCCACUUCGCCUCCUCCCACGACGAGCCCGCCGCCUACGCCGAGGACGCCCUCCAGGCCGAGUACAGCAGCUACGCCCGCCCCAAGCCCCGCCCCGGCGGCCCCCUUCGGCGGCCCCCUCCUCCCCAGCCUGGAUUCGGCGGUCCGGGCGGUCCCGGAUUCGGCGGUCCGGGCGGUCCCGGAUUCGGCGGUCCGGGCGGUCCCGGAUUCGGCGGGCCCGGCGGUCCCGGCGGUCCCGGCCCCGAUUUCGGACCUGGGUACGGCGGGCGGCCGGAGGAGGAGCCAGGCUCUGGGUACGGCCGGAAGCCUGAUUACGAGAGGCCUGGAUCCGAGUAUGGUCGCCGUCCGGAGGCUGAGUACGGUUCCGGGUACGAGAAGCCUAGCACGGAGUAUGGAUCCGGGCACGGCCGUCCCGGAUCUGAGUAUGGAUCCGGGCAUGGCGGCCGGACCGAGUAUGAAAAGCCGAGCUCGGAGUACGGAUCCGGAUAUGGCGGCCGCACCGAGUAUGAGAAGCCGAGCUCGGAGUACGGAUCCGGAUAUGGCGGCCGGACCGAGUACGAAAAGCCCAGCUCGGAGUAUGGAUCCGGAUACGGCGGUCGGACUGAGUACGAGAAGCCGACCGUGGAGCCGACCGUGGGAUAUGGAUCGGGGUAUGGUGGCCGGACCGAAUACGAGAAGCCGAGCACGGAAUAUGGAUCCGGGUAUGGUGGCCGGACCGAGUACGAGAAGCCUAGCACUGAGUAUGGAUCCGGAUAUGGUGGAAAGACCGAGUAUGAAUCUGGUGGGUCCGAAUUCGGAUCCGGGUAUGGUCGCAAGCCCGGGUAUGGUGAGCAGGAAGGCGGUGAAUUUGGGUAUGGCGGCAGGCCACAGAGGACUGAGAUCGAGAGGCCGAGCUAUGGCGGCGGCGAGGACGAGCCUCCAAGGAGGCCGAGCUAUGGCGGCGGCGAGGACGAGCCUCCGAGGAGGCCGAGCUAUGGGACCCAGGAAGGGGAAGGGUUCGAGAGGCCGAGCUAUGGGAGCCCAGGAGGGGAAGGGGUUCGGGAAGCCAAGGACGAUGAUGAGGAUGAGGACAAGCCUAAGAGGUAUGGGAGGAAGGACGAUGAUGAGGAUGAGGACAAGCCUAAGAGGUAUGGGUAUGGCGAAGAGGAGGAGGGCUAUGGCCGCAAGAAAUAUGGAGAUGACGACUCUGGUGAUGAUGAGGAUGAGGAAAAGAAGCAUUACCGCUCCAAGCAUCACCACCACCACAAGCACCAUGACGAUGACGAGUGA